Messenger RNA from Falco peregrinus (peregrine falcon), 604 nucleotides. It is a transcript of the gene RPS15, whose product is annotated as ribosomal protein S15. The coding region runs from base 116 to 553 and encodes 145 amino acids. Gene Ontology annotation, molecular function: RNA binding; structural constituent of ribosome. The transcript is spliced from 4 exons. Gene Ontology annotation, cellular component: cytosolic small ribosomal subunit; ribosome. The record is from RefSeq and is a predicted model, not a curated record. Gene Ontology annotation, biological process: translation; ribosomal small subunit assembly. NCBI's taxonomy places the organism in Eukaryota, Metazoa, Chordata, Aves, Falconiformes, Falconidae.
CGCUGCCCGAGGCUGCAGGGGGCGGGGCUUCUCGCUACUUCCGCCCCAUCGUCGUUCUCGCGAGAUCCGCCUCUUCCGGCCCAAGCACGGUCCUUUCCGAGGAGACCCGGCCAAGAUGGCGGAGGUGGAGCAGAAGAAGAAACGAACCUUCCGGAAAUUCACCUAUAGGGGAGUGGACCUAGACCAGCUCCUCGACAUGUCCUACGAGCAGCUGAUGCAGCUGUACAGCGCCCGCCAGCGCCGGCGGCUCAACCGCGGGCUGCGCCGUAAGCAGCACUCCCUGCUGAAGCGCCUGCGGAAAGCCAAGAAGGAGGCGCCCCCCAUGGAGAAGCCAGAGGUGGUGAAGACCCACUUGAGGGACAUGAUCAUCCUCCCCGAGAUGGUGGGCAGCAUGGUGGGCGUCUACAAUGGCAAAACGUUCAACCAGGUGGAGAUCAAGCCCGAAAUGAUUGGUCACUACCUGGGGGAAUUCUCCAUCACCUACAAGCCGGUGAAGCAUGGCCGGCCUGGUAUCGGAGCCACACACUCAUCCAGGUUCAUUCCUCUGAAGUAACCGAGCGCUGUGGGGAGCCUUUUCCACGUGUAAAUAAAGAAAAUUGUCCCA